GGGACCUGCAGGAGAACCCGGCAGAGAUGGUGAACCUGGAAAAGCUGGCGGUCCGGUAAAAUAACUUAAUACCCAGUGAAAGAUUUUGAUUGACGUUUGUCAAGAAUAAAUGUCGGGCAUAUAUUUUUCUUCCCUUUCGCUAAAAGGGAGAGAGGAGAGGCCCCGAUGUUCCCUUUUAGUGUUUUAGUGCAAGCCAGGUAGACCUAAUAUUUAGGUUAGAGAUUUCCAUCCACAAAAACACAUAUCGAAUUGUGUUCUUUUGAGCGAUAAUGAUGAAUAAUAAUUGAUACGACCAAAAUUUUGUAUAAUUUUUCCUUACCCUUACUUGGAAUCACCGUAAUAUAUAUGAUUCCAACACAAAAUCCUAAAAAUACUGAUUUUCGCUCGACGCUCUAAUAUUUCCGUGAUUUCCUCAGAGUUUCCUUUCCGCGGGUUUAGAUUUCCUGGCGCGAGAAAGGAAAGGAGGGACUGCAGACAACACAGUCAAGAAAUGAAACCGCGUUGCCCACACAACGAAAAAUUCCCAUUGGUCGAAAUCGAUACGCCUGUCAAUCAAAUCUGAUAUGUAGUAAUUAUGCUAUAAUUAAUUUCCAGAGUGAAUGUUGAUUUUAUACAGGGUGUGUCAAAAUAAAAGUAAUCGAACGUCAGCGCGCUUUUGUCUCUGAAUUACUGCGUAUGGACGAGAUUUUUUCAUCUUCGGAAAGAUCAGGCUUUUAGCUGUUGAAUGAUAUGUUCUUCAUGCCAGAUGGAUAAAAAAUAAGCAAGUACGAGUCUGAUAAAAAAUGCUAGUCAGAUCGCAUAUUUUCACCGUUGUAAUAUGCGAUUCUGACUAACAUUUUUUAUCGGACUCGUACUUGCUUAUUUUUUCUCCAUUUGGCAUGAAAACAUGUCAUUCAACAGCUAAAAGCCUCAUCUUUUCGAAUAUGAAAACAAAAUGUUCAUACGCCGAGUAAUUCAGGUACAAUAGCGCGCUGAAGUUCGAUUACCUUUUUGGAUACACCCUGUAAAUAAACAUGACAUUAACGGUUUCCUAUUGGAUAGAUUUAAUUGGAUAUAGUAAUGUUUAUGCAAAGGCGGAGCCAAUUUGACAAGAGCGAAAAGUGGGCGUAUUUCGUUUCUUGCUACCACUCGCGGUCUACUCAGAGUUGUUUUCAUUCUUAAUAAAUACAUUGGCUACUCCUCGAAAACACUUCGAAUACUGUAAAUACCUAAAUAUUCCACUGCACGUAACCUUACGGAUACACUUUAAGGAAUAUGAUUUAACGAUUUCUUGAGACUCUCCCAUCACGUAUGCGUGAAAUUUGAAAUUGUUCCUCAAUCAGACGCAAUAUCACAUGCGCAAACCAAGUGCACCACAGGCGCGCGAAGAUAUAUUACUUUUGAAUAAAUACCAUUGUAUAUAAACGGAUAAUCUUUGGUAAUUUUCUAGGGUGAUGCUGGUGAGCCUGGCGAUGAAGGUAUUGCAGGUGUCCAAGGUCGACAGGUAAUGUAAUAACAUUUAAAGGUUCUAGUGUCACAUCUUGGAAUCGCGGGGUUUUGUCGUUCUUCUUACCAUACCCAAAAUUAACAAAUAACAUUUAAAAUGCCCUGUUUCGUAUCAGAUGAAAUAAUAGAAGAUUCUCAAGUGAUUAUUUAAAUAUUUGUUAAUAAUAAAUGUUUCCGGAUGUAUUGAUCUACUCGGCCCAUAAAAUACCCUGGGUGCCAGAUCCUCUUGUGAUAGACGCAAGGACCCGACGAGGCUCUGGUCACACGAGCAUCCAGCCUCACUUUUGUGAGUUCAAUAUUUGAACUUUGUUUGUGAUUGGUCUAAAUUUAUAAGGAUCUUUUUAUUCGUUAACCGAUUCGCGUUGGUUAACCAAUAAUAAGAUAAAAAGACCCUUAUAAAUUUAGACCAAUCACAAACAAAGUUCAAAUAUUGAACUCGCCAAAGUGUGGCUGGAUGCUCGUGUGACCAGAGGCUCAUCGUCGUGUCCUCACUUCUAUCAGAAGAGGCUCUCAUCUGGCACCCAGAGUACCCAUAAAAUGGCCCCGGCAGGAAUAUAAGCCAUCAUGAUGCAUAAUGGUGUGACACUAAUCCUUCAAAGGGAAUUUUUUUCUAUGCCACGUAUUUGCGACAAAAUGACCAACAAUUGAACAGCUACAAUCUUUGUGGCGUACCUUCCAAUUUGUUUUAGCUUUAUUUUCUAGCUUAUACAUUUGGCCACCAUUUAAAAUACAUAUGCCAUUGAGAAACACAUAUAGUAAUACAAAAAGUCCCUCAGUAUUUUCGCAAAAACUUCAGUAAAAUAAUGCAUCCAAAGUGGCUCAAUUUUGAGUAUAUUACUCACAUUUAUGAGCGAAUAUACUCAAUUUUUGAGUGAAGGUUCAAAUUCACUCCCUUUUUUUAAAAUAAAAUCAACUUUAGAUUUAGAACUCAAGAUUUUGUUUUAUUUUUUGUACAGGGUGGACCAGGACAAGUUGGUCCCCAAGGUUCUCAAGGACCUCCCGGAAGAGAUGGUCGACCUGGCGAACCAGUACGUACCUAGCAAUAUUGGUUUGGUUUAAUGCGUUGGACGCAGGGCGGUUGGGAGGCCCGUCGAUAAUUUCCUCGUCCAGGAUUGUAUUUCAUUUCAUACUUUCUUUCUAAUUCUUUCUUUCUAAUUCUUUCUUUCUAAUUCUUUCUUCCUAAUUAUUUAUUUAUUUAUUUCUAAUGUUUUCUUUCUUUCUUUCUUUCUUGCACAAGAAAUUACAAUCAAUUUAUUCCAUAAUAUUUUGUUACAUCGAUACUGUGUAGAUAUCAAUAGGAACAAAACUAAUUCAUUCAUGCAUGCUUGUGACUGCAUUCCUACUGUACGAAUGUUAUUUCUAAACUUCGGGAACGAGGUUUUAAAAAGUUAUAAAGUGCAUUACAAAAUCUCGAAUAUGUAAUGAUAAAAAUUCCUUUCAGAAAACACGGAAAAUGCUCUUUUACUAUUUUCUUUUCUGUUGCUUCGAACGUUUUGAAUACUAAAAUUCAAUACUUAAUAGUAUGUACAUGAUAAAUUUAUUUUUUAAUUUCUUGUUCUUUUUCUGUAGGGUCCUAUUGGACCAUCUGGACCAUCUGGCCCUCCAGUAAGUAUAAUUUUGUAUAUGGAAAUUGCAAAUUUAGAAAUGGACCAUCAUCAGAGCUCACCUAGUUCCACAACUAUUCAUAUCUGCAUCGAUAUGGAACGGCUCUCAUAUAUAAUAACUCACUCACAUGCAUACCAGUCAUUUUGCAUCUUGAAAGAUCGGUCAUGAUAUAGCUGAUCUAAGGAGUUACUUCUCGAUUUAAGUUUAACUGCAUCACAUGUACGUUCACUCAUCCGGCUAACUAUCCAGUGGUCUGAUGAUGAUUCUGUUAUAGGCUCGAAAUAUGACCAUUACAUUUACGUGUUGUUUUAGUCCACGUUUUGAUUUUCAAGUCGUUUUUUGCUUUUCGUUUUAUACUUUAUUUCAAUGAUAUUUGCUCGUCUUGUGGGUAAGAUUCGUCUUUCAAAAACGAUACAUGACGUACACCCUAAGUGUCGUUUGGGGCAUUUAUAUUUGCACAGCAGCCUUCCUGCACGAAAUUCCGAACGAAAUUCAAAAACAAUUGAAUUGUGUAAAAUUAAAGUGCUGCUUGAUCAUGUUUCUCGGCCAAACGACCAAAUUGUAUUAUCACAAUGUAACCCUCAGGAUUGCAGUAAUGUGUGUUACGCAUAUAAACUCUUUAUUAUAUUAUUGUAUUUCCCGGUCAAUUUCUGUCCCAACAAUGCUUAGGAGGUUUCUCUUGACUCCUUCAAUGCAAAUACUAAAGUGGUGGAAUGAUUGAUGGCCCAGGGAUAAGUGCAUUGUGAUAGUUUUUGACAUGAUAUGAUGACAGAUUAAGGAGUUAUCGUUGCUAAUUUUCUUUUCUUUGAUUUCAGGGACCUCCUGGACAAAACCUCGUGGUAAGUUGUAUAUUUGAUAAUACCUAUAUUAUCUCUAUGGCAGCCGUGCAGUUAGGGAGUCUCUCCCCUAUUCACUUGCGCUAGACCAGGGCAUAGCAAACUCGAUACAUCCUUGGGUAAAGUAUAAUAGUUGGAUUUUUUUCAAAGUUAAGCCUCAAAAUGGAUUAUGUUGAAAUAAUGAUCGGGAGAAUGCGAGCUAGGGUUGCUGCAUGCAUGUAAUUCUGGAUUAGUUAUUAUUUAACUGUUCGCUGAAGGUUUUGCCGUUGGAGUAGUGUCUAGUUUGAUAUUUUUGCAAUAGUUUAUAACGUAACCUGUCUUCUUUUAUAUCAGAUCUUCAGUGACGCAAGAAAGGGACCAAGAUAUUACCGAGGAACCGACCCGGAGGUACAUAUAGUACAGUGAUAUUUGAAGUUCAUUCGUUACGGCAACGCACUUUGAAGCUGGUAUUAAAUCUGGAUGCAUCUCAGAUCACCUCUUUAUGUUCAUGUCAAAUUUUAAGCGAAUAAGCAUUUGAACUACGUGUACAUGCUGGUACAUUGCUGCAAUUGCUGUAUAUGAUUUCGUUCUCUUAGGAGGAGGAUAAGGAAGAUGAAGUUCCAAAUGACCUGGUUGGUUACGUACACGAUCGAUACGCGAAGAAAUUGAAACCACCUGGCACACGACUCUUCCCUGCCAGAAGUUGUGGUGACUUAUUCUACGACCAUCCUGACUUAGAGAGCGGUAAGUGUCACUCCAACGGACACCGCAUGAUUCUAACGGUAUUUGCGUUUUUGAUUCUCUUCAUUGUUUAAAUGUGGACGAAAUUUAUGUCGAAGCGUAGUGUCAAACUUUAUAUUUCAGAUUAUUAAACAAUGUAUAUGCGGUAAUAUUUCUACCAAAACGCUGUGGGUUAGAUUUUUACUACUGGGGUAAUUGGUGAUACACCAUUCGCCUACCCGAGAGCAAGGUUGGAUUCUUAGCUUGCGGUACAGGAAUGGAUCCAGCUCUGGUAGGGGUAGUGUGCUCGUCCAGCUUUGGUCGUGGUUCAGAGGGCGACCGUCAAAAGUGAGAUAGUAACGUGACCAUGACUACUGUCUCUGUUCUAUUUUUGUUUUGUAAUAUUGCAUUUCCAAUUGGCAGCCCCUCCCCCCCCCCCAAUUGUACCACCGCACCCUCCUUGCAGCCUUCUUUGCUAAGAUUAGGAGAGGUGCACAUCCCGCAUCAUCCACCAGUAAAUCCAUUCCUGGCGCAAUACGCCGUUAUCUGAUUGUAAGUUCGCUUAAGUCGCAUAUGACAUGAGUGAGUCCUUCCAACAGCUGAAUGCACGAUCUCGUUUUAUUGCAUUCUUCUUGAUUGUUGAACAAUUGCUCAUUUAUGUUAUCUUCUUAACUAGGUUACUACUGGAUUGAACCUUUCAUUUUGAGCAGUAAGAACGCCUUCAUAGCCAAAUGUGAUUUCAAGCAGAAACACACAUGUGUCUAUCCAAUAGAAAACAGACCGGUAAGGUUUCACUGAAUGUGUCCUUUCAUACGAGGAUAUCCUCAGUAAAGUCAAUUUGAACUUGAAACAGGAUUCGUACUUCCCCUGAAAAUCCUGGAAAACCCUGGAUUUUUAUUGCCGUCGUACAAACUUUGAAAUUCCUGGAAUUUUAAAGUGGGGCAUGAAAAACCCUGGAAAACUAAACUCGUCAUGUUAGAUUAUUUAAAAUGUUGAAUGCUCUGUUUUAAGUACGAUUGAUUACAAGACUUUCUUGCUCACAGCAUAUGGAUCUUGUCCAAUAGUGAUAUUGCUAGAUAGUGAUAUUUAUAGUGAAGAACAUUUUCGUAUCACGUGAACACCUCUAUGACUGCCCUACCGAGCUUGCAUGACAAUGACUCUAAUCGCCAUCGACAGAAACUCUAAUACCAAUCCUCCACAUAUGACAAUAGGUCGCGUGACAACAAGUGUUACAGCGAGCUUUAUAUCUGAUUUGCUCGCCCAGAUAACUUAUUUUUUUUACUAUAUUCUCCUUUAGUUCACACAUAUGUUCAACUACAUACAACUUAUGAAGCUGACAUUGUUAAGCAGGCGCGUAGAACAGACCAUCACAUAUCAUUGCAAGAACUCACAAGCAUGGAAUGAACAAACGAAGAAGUCCGUAGAAUUAAUUGGAUAUGACGCAGAAACGAUUAACAUGGCAAGCCCAAUGUUCUAUAGACCAAAAGUACUAGAAAACGGAUGCAAUGUAAGUAUGCAGUUAAUAGUACUUGUUUAUGUCCCACUUUCUCAAAUAUGUUAUACUCGGUUAUAACUACGUUAGGAAUUUAGUAAACUUGGUUUUGAGUCGACACCUAUCAUUUUGUUAGCUAUUCAGUUUUUUUGAAAGAUGAAUUCAGAAAUUUUUAGUUACUUGAGAAAAGGGACGGUGAGCAUAAAUGCCAAGAAAUGUUCGCAGACCAAGAAGGUCUUUCCCAUUGGGUGUUGCAAAGCAUUUAUUACUGGCUUAUAUUCUCAAACGGACUUAAAGUGAAAUUCAAGGUGAUCACAUGGUAUCUAGAUUUCCUUUGUGCUAUGUUAAUGAAUAAUGCCUUUGAGAAGAGCAGAUAAAAUCCAAUAUAGAUAAAAUUCACGGGGAAUCGUAAAUUAAAAAUCGCAUUGUACGAUCAAACAGAGCGGUUUAUAGGACGUAGCAACAGUAACUACGCAAUGUCCGAGCUAUCAAUCAGCGAAUCUACCAUUUACCUCUCUAAGCUCUACCAUUUACCUCUCUGAUGAGGCUUCAUUUCUGGUAUACAGGUGCCUGAUUAUACAGUAACGUCGCCUCGGUCUAAUUUGAAAACUAAGUUGGUUUGCAAAGUAUAGUAGAGUAUAAUCUUCAAUUGUGCUUUGGCAACUCGCAAAAUGCGAUGAUUACAUUCAGCGAUAUAACAUAGUUUCCUGAUUCCAUCAUUGUUUAACUACAUGCAUCAUUUUAUUUCUUCCAGAAUAUGGAUGGCGAAUGGCAUCAAACUAAACUAGCAAUCACAACGAAACGAAGACUGCGACUUCCUAUCACGGGUGCUAUUCCUAUUGACAAGGAAACCGGUGAAUACUAUAUUGAAGAGGGCCCGGUAUGCUUUCAUCACUAACUAAUCUCGGGCCGAGAGUUCCGCGAUAUUAAAGACGGGAAUUAGAUAAAAUGGACAACAUUUGAAAGCUAUUUUGUAAAGUUCACUAUUUCCAACGGAGCGAAAACCCUAAAAUUUUUAGGAUAGAAAAUAAAUGAAGUUAUAACCAAUUGUUUUUGCCAUUCCGUUUGAAUGGGUCAUAGUUAUUUUGUUAUUAUAAUGUAGUCAUUGUUUGAUCAUAAAUAUGUAUUUUAUAUUAUGGUGUCCUUUGUAUUGCUGGCAUAUAUUUCCCUGCUUGUUACGUACACAGUCAGCGCAUGUAUUACAAAUCAGUGUUCUUCUUUAGCAUUAUAGAAUUGUCUAAAUUAUACCAUGAAUAAAAUACUUAUAA
This is a messenger RNA of Paramuricea clavata, 7385 nucleotides long. NCBI's taxonomy places the organism in Eukaryota, Metazoa, Cnidaria, Anthozoa, Malacalcyonacea, Plexauridae. The record is from the annotation of a GenBank genome assembly.